AUGAGGCUGAGACGGACAGGAGCCGGGGAAUGAGGGGCUAGACAGACUGGCGCGGGCAAUUUCGGGCAUAAAUCGUGCCUUGUCCCAAGACCGUCGGUGCUGGUGGACGUAUCACCGUACGGAACGUGCAGGAAGGCAGCCAUUAGCUGCCCCCCCUCGCCAUCACAUCGCAUAUCUCAGUUCCAAGAGAACUUAAAGAAGUACCAGUUGCGGGGCUCGCAUGAUUGCAGAGCCUCUCCCCGUGUAUAACCAUCACCAGGCGCUGCGGUUUUAGAGCAGGAUCAGCCUGGGUAGUAACUCUUCUUCUCUGACCCAGAGACGGUUCCCCGUAUCGCGAUAGACGACCUGACCACGCUAUCGUUGUUUAUCUUGAGUAUCCCCAUAAUACAGGGUAGUGAACCAUGUACUCCAUCUCCCGCACGUUCACCUCUUCAUCCCAAGCGACCAGCGACAUCUCAAGCCCGAGACGACAGUACGUGGCUGCGCGAUAUGUCAACCGGAGCCGUCUCCAGGCGCUCUUGGAGCGACUGUUCCCCUACCACCCCGGCCUGAAUUUCCAUAUCAGAGUAAGGAAGUCCUUCCCGUUACACAGCGACCAUAAAGACAAUGUUUCUUCUCCUAUGGCACGGCCUGAAACGUUCACAGAUUGACGACGAUACUUGGUCUUUCGAUGCUCCACGGGAAGUAACACAGGUAACUGCGCCGCCCCUUCUUCUUUUCGACCAAUCGUUUUAUAGUGAACCCCUCGUUAACCUUUUGUGAUCGAACCGAAUGCCAGGAUGAACUAGAGUAGGCGUUCU
Messenger RNA from Penicilliopsis zonata CBS 506.65, 800 nucleotides. RefSeq lists its product as hypothetical. Lineage: Eukaryota; Fungi; Ascomycota; Eurotiomycetes; Eurotiales; Aspergillaceae. Bases 402 to 650 code for a protein of 82 amino acids. The transcript has a single exon. The record is from RefSeq and is a predicted model, not a curated record.